CGAAAUGUUACUGAAAAAUAUCUGAAUGUAUUCUCAUCGCUCUCUAAGACGCAUCGUCAACAUCUUUCAUCACAUUAACCCUACAACCAGAUCCCUCAUGGCCUCUUCAAAUGAAUGUUCAGCCGGAAUCAUAGUCAUUGGAGAUGAAAUAUUGAAAGGACAGACUGCAGACACCAACUCUCACUUUAUUUGUGAACAUUUAUUUUCCUGGGGAGUAAAGGUCAAACGUAUAUCUAUUGUUGGUGAUGACAUUGAAACAAUAGCAAAAGAAAUAACAGAUUUCUCUCUGAAAUUUACUCAUGUGAUCACAACAGGGGGUAUAGGACCUACUCAUGAUGAUGUCACAUUUGAGGGCGUGGCUCAGGCCUUUGGAGACAAGCUUUCCCCUAACCCUGAUAUUGUUAAAUUGUGCAAAGAAUAUUUUGGGCCUGAUAACAUGUCUUCCCCUAUGAUGAAGUUAGCGAUGGUUCCAAGUACUGCCAGAUUGGUCUAUGGUAUCAGCAAAAAAACAGGGGAGAAGAAUAAGUUUCCAACAGUGGUGAUGAAGAAUGUGUGUGUUUUCCCCGGAGUUCCGUCAAUUUUAGAGCGAUCCUUCGUCACUCUGGAGGACCUGUUUAAGAACUCUGCUGGAAAGCGUUACACAGAGGAGAUUUAUGUGGACAAGGAUGAGGUGUCCAUCACGUCGGUGCUCAAUGACUUCAAUGACAAGCAUAGAAAGGAGAUAAUUCUUGGCUCUUACCCUGAUUUCACAAACAGGUAUUACAAAGUGAAGUUGACAUUGGAGGCAAAAGAAGCAGGCAUUCUAAGACAAGCCAAGCAAAAUCUUAUAGAUAAACUUCCCAAAGGUUCGGUGGUGAACUUUGACAUGGAUGUGGUUGCUUAUGCAGCAGAAAGAGUCUAUAGUGUUCUCCAAUCUCACACAGUAGACGCACAAUUCCGAGAUAAACUUCAACAUUCCAUCGGCAUAAUUGAACAAAGUCUAGGAAGAUAUAGUUUAGAAAAAACUUGUAUCGGAUUCAACGGUGGUAAAGAUUGCACGGCCGUAUUAUAUUUAUUUCAUGCAGUCGUCAAAAGAAAACAUCCAGAUCAUACAGACAAAUUGAAAGCACUUUAUAUAAGAAGUGGACAGCCCUUCCAAGAAGUGGAACAAUUUAUUGAGAUGUCAAGCGACAGGUACAAUUUGGAUAGAAUUAUCUUAAAAGGGAGAACUCAAGAUUGUCUUCGUGAGCUAAGGCACAAACAUUCAAACAUCGAGGCGAUUAUUAUGGGUACCAGAAAUACUGACCCACGCGGAAGUCAAUUGGAGGGAUUUGCUUGGACUGACCCUGAUUGGCCUAAGUUUAUGAGAGUUAAUCCAAUAUUGGACUGGUCCUACUCUGAUGUGUGGUACUUUCUGCGGUCACUCUACAUCGACUACUGCAGUCUAUAUGACCAAGGGUACACUUCUCUGGGGAGCCAGGACAACACCCAUCCAAACCCCAUUCUACAGUACAGAGAUGACAGGGGUGUAGUCUGCUAUAGACCUGCGUACUUACUACAAGAUGGCGAUAGGGAGAGGGAUGGUCGUAAUACUUGACAAAAAAUAUUUUGAGAUUCUUCUUACCAUGGUCUUUCUUCACUGACUGCAGCAUCUUUAUAAUCAGGAUUUGUCCGUACCUUCAAUAUUGCAAGUCAGAUGAAGCAGAAAGUAUUUACACAGAAUUCUGAAGUACAAGUUAUUGAGAUUAUUUCAAACAUUUAGACUCCGAUAUACAAAUUGCAGAUAAAGUAUCCAGAGUUUACACAAGUUGCUAUUUACAAUAUUUCUUUCACUCUUGUUGCUUAUUUUUUCCAGAGGUUUGAUGUGUAGUGAAAUGUCAAUGUUUUGUGUAACAUGGGUGACACAAUGGCCACUAGCCCUGCACCUUUGGGUCGCAGGUUCGAGGCCUAUGUGUGUCAGUCACCAGGUACUAGCUGCAGGUCUUUUAACAUUUUCUUAUCGAUAACAAAAGGCCAAGGGUGCUGAUAUUGCACUGCAGCAUGCUGAGAUAAAGGGAUACCAGCUUUGUUCAAAUGAAUCACCUUGACCCUUCUCCAAGGUCACAGGGGUCAUAUGUAACUUCUUCUCAAUAACCAGAACAGCAAAUUUAUGUAUCAUUGAAAUCUAGUGUCUAGAAAAAGAAAAGACAAACAAAAUGAUACAUUACUAUGCUACGUAUCUCCAAUAGCUACAGAGUAGUAAGGAUUUUUUCGUAUGGUCUCUUUUUACCAAUUUAGCUCAUGAAUUAGGAUUAAAGGGACCGAGAUCAUUUGACGCGCAGGUUUCUUGAAUAAAAUUGCAAUUCAAAAUGAA
Molecule: messenger RNA, 2332 nt
Organism: Ylistrum balloti
Lineage: Eukaryota; Metazoa; Mollusca; Bivalvia; Pectinida; Pectinidae
Product: FAD synthase-like
Exons: 13
Coding region: 26-1576 (516 amino acids)
Biological process (GO): FAD biosynthetic process
Molecular function (GO): FMN adenylyltransferase activity
Source: RefSeq, a predicted model, not a curated record